This is a messenger RNA of Paramecium tetraurelia, 837 nucleotides long. RefSeq lists its product as uncharacterized. Gene Ontology annotation, biological process: proteolysis. Gene Ontology annotation, cellular component: membrane. The record is from RefSeq and is a predicted model, not a curated record. Gene Ontology annotation, molecular function: serine-type endopeptidase activity. Lineage: Eukaryota; Ciliophora; Oligohymenophorea; Peniculida; Parameciidae. The transcript is spliced from 4 exons.
AUGUAGGGUUCAAGAAGGCAUCCAGAACUUGAUAAUAUGCCUGACUUUUUAUUCGAAAAUACUCUGAUACUAUCUGAUCCAAGGGAGGAAAACUGUUACUCUACUAUAAAAGAUUAUUGCUGUCCAAAUUUUACUUUAGUGUCAUUUACUGCUAUAAUUUCGUUGAUUCAAUUGUCUUUGUUUAUUGUAAUGUGUUUCUUGGGGGAUUUUAAUCUUCAGAAAACAAUUUUGUGUAUUUUCUCAGAUGAGACUCUUGAUACUUUUGGGAGAUGCUCAGCUUAUAAUGUGAAAUAUAAACUAGAGUUUUAUCGACUGUUGACUUGCUUAUUCAUAUUCAAUAAUGUUAAGGAUUUAUGCGGAGAAUUAUUGUUACAAGUGAUUAUUGUUUCAAUGGCAGAGAAGUUUAUUGAUAAGAAAACCACUUUGUUUUUGUAUUUGAUAACUGGAGUUGCUGGAUCAAUAACAUUCAUAGUGUUUUAUGAUUAGAAUUUCGAAGGAAACUAAUUUUGUGUUUUUGGAAUGGUUGGUUUAAUAUUUGGUUUUAUAAUUCAGAAUUCGUAAUAAGAUGAGGCAAGAUAAGUAAUCAUGUAAGUAACAAUUUUUAUAUUAAUAAUUGGAAUAAUCGGGUUUUUUUAUAAAAAUUCGUUAAUCUUUGGAAUCUACGGAAGUUUCUUGAUUGGAAUUAUAAUUGGAUUGAUUUAACCAACCCAAAAUAGGAUUUUUUAUCGAACUAAAAUGAAAUUAGUUGGCCUAGGAGUAAUUUUCAUGUACUUUACUGGAUUUAUCUAUAUUUUUUUUUCUUUUAGGAUGCCCUCUCAUCCGAUUGAAUAACAAUGA